ACGCACUGGCUGCUGAUGGGCUGAUGUCGAUGAUGGGCUCUGGCUGGGUCACAACAAACGGAGGGGCCAACUGAGGCCUCUCACCCCAUUCGGGGGUCUCAGCAUGUCCGGCGACCCACUGCCCCCAAAGAAGAGGAAGGCGACAACAGGUGGAUGCUGCCCGACACCGUUGGGGACCCCCAGAUAUGGAACACCGUGGCCCAUGUGGGUCCUUGCAGGGCACAUCUUGCUCUCCUGUUGCUUUGGUUCGGUUCGUGCAGCUAACGUCUCCAUCCCGGUCACGUCGGAACCCUGGCUGCCGUUGCAAGGUACGGAAGUCACCAUCAUCCCCUCUGGAGAUCUGGUCGAUGUCCUCUUCUGUGUCUGGUUUCGAGGGUUCGUCUCCAACGAGACCCUGAUCUUUCAGUACACGCCGCCACCGGCUUUGAAGUACGACUAUGGCAAAGCCUACACGGGCCGGGAGAGAAUGAAGCAGCACUGCUCCUUGCACAUCUCCAACCUCACCAUGGUAGACAUUGGCUACUACGCUGUCCAGAAACAUAGGCCUGGCAACAAGACCUCCGAAUACGGACAGACAUUCCUGUUGGUCGGAGAAGAAAGGCCGCGGAGUAAACUCACGGGGAAAGCGAUCGCAGGGAUCGUCGUCGGGACUCUUUUGGGCGUCAUGGGAGUGGCGGCAUUGCUGGUUUACCAGACUUCGAGAGCGAACCCAAGAACAUGAAAACGAAGGACCCGAAGCUGCCUCGGUCGCAAAUAUUGCCAGCCUCCGACGCAGCAAAACAUCAUCCCUCUGCAAGAAUUUUAUGACGUAGAUGCUCUCUUCCCAUUCACGAGCCCAGAAACCCACUGUAUCGACUUAUUGAAAUAAAGGUCUCCUGCAUACUAGAA
Messenger RNA from Anolis carolinensis (green anole), 888 nucleotides. RefSeq names its product carcinoembryonic antigen-related cell adhesion molecule 3. NCBI's taxonomy places the organism in Eukaryota, Metazoa, Chordata, Lepidosauria, Squamata, Anolidae. The transcript is spliced from 4 exons. The coding region runs from base 104 to 721 and encodes 205 amino acids. The record is from RefSeq and is a predicted model, not a curated record.